UACCAACCGAUCUGGGCGGGGUUGUUGUAGCCGCUACAACAACAACAACAACUAGGGUGGACCUUAAUAAGAUCGAUGCAUCUGAUAUGAAAAUUGAUAGAGUGUCAAAUAAGAAUAACGGGGCAGUGGUUAUAAACGCAAAUAGCGUUUCAGAUAAGGACAGAAUAAAAUCUGCUCUAGCAGACAACUUAAAUAAAGAAGUGUACGACAUCACCGAACCCAAAGUUAAUACGCCUAAAAUUUUGUUAGCGCACAUAAACGCUGAAUAUUCUGAGACGGAGAUAAUAAAUAAGAUAAAAGCUCAGAAUAGCUAUUUAAAUGAUGCGAGUUUGAAAUGUGUAAAAAUAUUUAAGUCCAGGCGCAGUGGUAUUGGAGUCAAAGAGACUUAAUAUUGGGUGGGAUCGAUGCCCCGUCUAUGAUGGGCAAACCGUGAGAAGAUGCUACAAGUGUCUGGGCUUCAACCAUAGCUCUAACAGCUGUAACAAAAAGCUUAGGUGUAGCAAAUGCAUGGGAGAGCACAAGUCUGAAAGUUGCACUGACAGUAGCCAAAAAGAAGUUUGUGGAAAUUGUUGUGAUGCUGUUAAAGAGUUAGGGCUAAACCUGGAUGUAGCGCACAACGCAUUUAGUCGUGAAUGUCCUGUCUAUAUUAGGAAACUGAAACUAGAGAAACAAAGAGUAGGAUGUUAGCAAUUAGGUGUAAUGGAAAAGCGUAACAGUUACUUAAAAUGCGUGUAUCUUAAUAUAAAUAGUAUAAUAGCCAAUAAAGCCGAGCUUGAAAGGCUUCUUGAGACUGUUGAUCCGGAUAUAGUUUUAUGCUCCGAAACAUGUACAACAGAGGAAAUAAACGACUCCGAAAUCAAGUUUCCAACUUAUCAGUUUAUUAGAUGCGACUCGUAUAGUAGACACACUGGCGGGGUAAUUGUAAUUUUGAGAGACACAAUAGACUUUAAAAUAAUAAUAAAUAGAUCCACUGAUAAAAAUGUCUGGUGUAUAGUGGUACAAUUGAGAAAUUUUGAAACCAAAUGGAAAAUCGGGGUAGUCUAUCACUCACCCAGUUCGAGUGAUGCAGAUUUUCUGACAUAUAUGGAAGCCAUUUUAUCCGAAACAUGCGCUAACAUGGUAAAUA
Messenger RNA from Rhagoletis pomonella (apple maggot), 1126 nucleotides. RefSeq lists its product as uncharacterized. NCBI's taxonomy places the organism in Eukaryota, Metazoa, Arthropoda, Insecta, Diptera, Tephritidae. Bases 87 to 389 code for a protein of 100 amino acids. The record is from RefSeq and is a predicted model, not a curated record. The transcript is spliced from 2 exons.